CAGUUUUCAGGCCCGUUCGUUGGGAGAGCAAGUGGCGCCGGGCCGGUCAUGCCCGAGCCGGCGCUGCCCGCCACCGCCAGGAUGGGAGAGGCGGCGGCGGCGGCGGCGCGCUUGGUGUCGAAACCAUACGAGACGAGAGGGAGGGGCUCGGGAGAGAGGCCACGGGUUCAUUUCCUGCCGUCCGUUGGGUGACGCGAUGGGCGUGCGACGCGACCUGUUCGGUCGGGUUUACAUGCCGUACGUCCUUGGUGAAUGGCAAGUGAACUGCCCGAAGGCGUACCAUCCGCACUGUUGGAAGGACAAACAUGGCUCUCUUCCUAGUCACGGCGAGCAACUCAUUUGUGAUUGGCACAUAUGUUUCAACUGCAGACGGAGCUCACAUUUUCAGUGUCUGUGCUGUCCUAUAUCGGUUUGCCAUGACUGCCUUGGCAAAGUUGGAUUUGUUGAGUUGAGAAUGCAGCAAAAAGGAUUUUGCACCAGCUGUUUGAACAAGGCUAUCUUGAUUGAGAAGAAUACUGAUCCUGAUCCUCAUUGGGUACGGCGUGAUUUCAGCAAGGCAGAGAUUGACGAAAUUUUGUUUAAAGACUACUGGGAAGAUGUUAAGGACAGAGAACAUUUAAAUUUGGUUUACCUGGAAGAAGCUCAUGUUAUUCUUAAUAGAAAGCUUGACCGUAUUAUAACAGAUUCAGAGAAAUUUCCAGAUGAAGAUAACACGUCAGAUACAAAUAUGUUUGCUGAAAAUGCUUCCGUUGAGAAAACUAUUGCUUUUGACGCUAAGGGCAAACAGAAUAAAGCGAACACAUCACUAAAGAAGGGCAAGACGAACAAGAAAACAUAUAUUGGUUGGGGUUCUGAAGAGCUAAUUCAAUUCUUGUCAAGUUCUGGAAAGGACACAUCAAAACCUCUUGAUGAAGCUGAUAUUAUUGGAGUUAUCAUGGCCUAUAUCAAACAGAAGAAUUUGUUCAGGAAUAAUAAGAAGUCUUUCCUGUGUGAUGAUAAGUUGCUCCUUUUGUUUGGGAGAAGAAAAGUUAGUUGCAAAAGUAUCCGUAGGUUGCUAGCAGUUCAUCUAGCUGCAAAUGAUGUUUCAGAGGAUGAAACUUUGUAUGAUUCUGAAGACGAUGAUGUUCCGAUCACUAAAAAGAAAUCUCAUUUUGAUGGUUCUGAACAUGAUGAUGGUGGAAUUAUGAAAAAGAAACCUCGGAAUAGUCUGGAGUUGAAGAUUGUUGAGAGGGUUUCAGAAAGAAACAAGAGAUGUUUUGCCUCUCUUAAUGAGAAUAACAUAAAACUUAUUUAUCUGAGAAGAUCUUUAGUUAUUAAUCUUUUGGAUCAUCCAGACACAUUUGAUCAGAAAGUUGUUGGCUGUUUUGUUAGAGUGAAGAAUGCCCCCAGGGCUCACAUCUACGAAAUGCCUAAAAAGCCAUAUCAGCUUGGGCUAGUGACAGGAAUUAAGAAAUCUUCAGAAGAAUACAAGAUGAAAGACACAUGUACCAAUAUUCUCUUAUGUGUUACUGGUUUGUGGGAUGAUGUCAGGGUCUCAAUGCUCUCAGAUGAGGACUUUGCAGAGGAGGAAUGUGAUGAUCUUGUUUCUUUGGUAAAGAAAGGACUUCUAGAAAGGCCUACCAUUGCUGCACUGGAGAAGAAGGUGGCAACUGUACAUAAAGACAUAGUAAAUCAUUGGAUUGACAAAGAACUUGUGAGACUGGACAGAGCGAUUGAUAGAGCAAAUAUAAAAGGGUGGAGACAGGAAUUUGAGGAACUAAUGCACCAGCAGGAGCUGCUACGCACAGAAGCUGAAAGGAUGCGCCGCCUUGAAGAGGUUCCGGAAAUUACUGCAGAGACAGAACAAGACGGAAAUGAAACUGAACAUGAAGUUGCAGCAAACAACUCUUCUCAAGAGAAUAGAGGUAAUACAAAUACCUCCUUACGUCCCUUGUCCCUAGGAGCAAAACAGAAAGUAGCUAAUUCUUUGACUGAUUUUCAAGAGGAGCCAUCAAAAGGUGCAGCAGAGGAUCUACAAAAUACAAACACCUUCUUAUCACCCUUGUCUCUGGGAGUAAAAGAAGUAGCUAAUUUUGUACAUGAUCAUCAAGAGGAGCCACCUAAAGAGAACGUACUCAAAAGUUUCAAAUGUUUAAGAGUCCAUGAGGAGAAAUUGAUCGAAGGUAAUAUAAACACCUUAUUACUACCCUUUUCUCCUGGAGUAAUAGAAGGAGCUAGUUCUUCAAAUGGUCUUCAAGUGCAACCAAUGAAAGGUGCAACGGGGGAUGGAGUUGAAUCUGUAAGAGUCCAUAAGGAGAAACCAACCAAAGACGGAAGCUCUAGUGGAACCAUGGACACUGACAGAGAUGAAACUAAACACUCCAGGCGCAAGAAUAAAGGUGGGGCAAAUGUUGAAGAAGCUAUCAACCUGGACAGUGACGAAUAUGAGGAUCUUCACAUAGCUGAACAUAGGACAGAAGGCAACACGUCACAUGCUCUGAGGGCUACGAAUGGUGCACAUCUUCCUAUGGACCAAACCGAGUCAGCUUCACUUGUACCCUUACAUGCUUCCGGAGCCAUGAAUGCGGAUCUUCACUUGGAGCAGCAUGAAGCAGCAGUGUCUGAAGCCAUGAAUGUGGUGUCACCCCACACACCUCUGUGGAAUUAUUUAGAUCCUCAAGGAAACAUAAGAGGGCCAUUUGCACUGACUUAUCUGUUCCGUUGGAGGGGCUUCUUUGACAAGGACUUCAAAGUGUGGAGGACAGGGGAGACUAUGGAGCAGGCUAUAUUGCUUCAAGAUGUCUUCCUCAUGCAUCUGUAGUGUGCCCUCUAGGUUGAGCCUUCCGUCUUUUCACUUUGAUCUGAACCUGGAACACCUAAUAAUUAGGUCACUUGCCAGAGAACACUUGGGGCCUGUGCCGUGUUGUAUUUCAGUUAGGCACAUGUAUUUGGAGUCGAUGGAUGCUUCAAAACUAAAGUUUAGUCUGGUCUGCAUGUACUGCUUGUGAUGUUAUUUUCCCCCAGUACAUUAUAUAGACAAUCAACUUGGGUACACAUA
This is a messenger RNA of Panicum virgatum (switchgrass), 3037 nucleotides long. RefSeq names its product zinc finger CCCH domain-containing protein 44-like. Gene Ontology annotation, molecular function: DNA binding; protein binding. The coding region runs from base 197 to 2800 and encodes 867 amino acids. The record is from RefSeq and is a predicted model, not a curated record. Lineage: Eukaryota; Viridiplantae; Streptophyta; Magnoliopsida; Poales; Poaceae. The transcript is spliced from 15 exons.